Molecule: messenger RNA, 960 nt
Organism: Caenorhabditis remanei
Lineage: Eukaryota; Metazoa; Nematoda; Chromadorea; Rhabditida; Rhabditidae
Exons: 3
Coding region: 1-960 (319 amino acids)
Biological process (GO): cell fate specification; Notch signaling pathway; cell communication
Cellular component (GO): membrane
Molecular function (GO): Notch binding
Source: RefSeq, a predicted model, not a curated record
AUGCGUCUUCUACUACUCAUUUUCUCCUUUAUAUUCCUGUCGUCAAGCUCCGCUUCUUCUCCGACGACUGGUCCUGGAAUUCUGGAGAUUCUCAUAGAAUCUGGAGUUUCAACAGAUGUUGGAUUUGUUGUGAACUGUAAGGAAAAUAGUCAUGUCACUUGGCGUCAUUUGAAGCCAAACACUCCGGAAUUAUUGAUUUUCAAUGAGUUCAAUCAAACCAAUCCCUACUGUCCGAUAAAUGUCACGAUUCACGGCAACGUCACAUCACAUUUAAUGAUAUUUUACCCAAAUCAAGGCUUAUACGACAUCGAUGAUUUGCCACUACCGUAUACCGGAUUACAAAUGAAAUACAAGUGUGCCGAAAAUAGGUACGGUAAUAAAUGUGAGCAACAUUGUUCGGAGUACAGAGAUAACUGGCGAUGUGAUGAAUAUGAACGGCAGAGUUGUGCCGAGGGUUACUGUGGAUGGAAUUGUCAUAAAUCUGUCUCGGAAUGCCGUAACUAUUGCAAAUGUCAGAAUGGUGGAAAAUGUUAUUCAGAUCCUAUCUUCUCUACAGAUUUUUUCGUCAUGUGUGAAUGUCCGCUAGGUUACCAUGGAGACUAUUGCGAGAAAUUCAAGUAUUUCGACAGAAAAUUAGAGUUUUCGACGAAUUUCGGACUGAACACGACGGUUAAGAACAAGUUUUCGAAUCGAACCGAUAUCUAUCAACUAUUCGAAAAAUACGAGAAGAAACUGCGGACAUUCGGAAACGAGGGAUUUCUGUCAUUUUUCGUACCAUUCAAAAUACCGGCAAAACAAUGGAUUCUGAUUUGGUUGGUGGUGAUGUCGGGUUACUGUAUUUACAAAUUCUGCGUAGAAUCGGAAAAUGAGGAGAAGACUCCGAAAACUUCUAAAGUGGAAAAGAAGAAGACGUCAGAAGAGGAAAAUAAUGGUAUUCUGAUUGAGAUGAAUGAUAUGUGA